This is a messenger RNA of Arabidopsis lyrata subsp. lyrata, 3892 nucleotides long. Its product is annotated as pentatricopeptide repeat-containing protein At4g21300. The record is from RefSeq and is a predicted model, not a curated record. Gene Ontology annotation, molecular function: RNA binding; protein binding. Lineage: Eukaryota; Viridiplantae; Streptophyta; Magnoliopsida; Brassicales; Brassicaceae. Bases 483 to 3080 code for a protein of 865 amino acids. Gene Ontology annotation, biological process: RNA modification. The transcript has 2 exons.
GCAUGGUGAUUUAGCAAACAACAUCAUUAAGUCAAUUCGUACAAUUCUUAAAUCAGGCUUUAAGCUAACAAAGUAGUAAAUGAAAUCGAUUGGUGGAAACUCAUUGGUUUAUAUAAAUGCUUCUACACUAAUAUUUGUAGUUGAUUCUCUUAAAAUACGAAUUAUGCAAAUUAAGUAAAAAUAUAUAUUUGAGAUCUCUAUUCUCCAACAUGGUGUAACAAGUUCAAAACCGAAUCAAAAGAAAUUAGGCUAACCAAAAACAACCAAUCCUUAAACCGAGCUCGGUUCGAUGUGGCAGCGAUUUCACUUUAAUUGGGCCGAAAUACUCAAUAGGCCCAUGUUUGAGUUUCAUUUGCACGUGUCUUUGUAGUUCCUCGUCUGCCCUAGUUACCCGCGCCCUUUCCCCGGCUACUUCACCGUCGUCGUCGUCGGCAACUCGCUGACUGAGUGAGUCCCCGAUGACGAAAUCAUUUAAUCUUUGAAUGUUUACUUCUCAUUUCUCUACUUUACCAAAGACUAUGAGUAUCUCCUCAGUCGCUAAGCGCUUCGUUCCGUACAAAAAAUCCCUUCCACUGAGAAAUUCGUAUCGAUUUCUCGAAGAAACUCUCCCUCGUCGACUUAGUUUACUUUUACAAGAUUGCUCUAACCUAACUCUGCUUCGACAAGGUAAGCAAGUUCACGCCUUUGUAAUCGUAAACAGAAUCUCCGGUGAUAGCUAUACCGAUGAGAGGAUCUUGGGGAUGUAUGCAAUGUGUGGUAGCUUUUCGAAUUGUGGUAAAAUGUUUUACAGACUUGAUUCACGACUUAGUAGCAUCAGGCCAUGGAAUUCGAUUAUCAGCAGUUUUGUUCGAAUGGGUUUAUUGAAUCAAGCUUUGGCGUUUUACUUCAAGAUGCUCUGUUUUGGAGUUAGUCCUGAUGUAUCUACGUUUCCUUGUCUCGUCAAGGCUUGUGUUGCUUUGAAGAAUUUCAAAGGGAUUGAGUUUCUUUCUGAUACGGUUUCUUCUCUUGGGAUGGAUUGUAAUGAGUUUGUUGCGAGUUCUUUGAUCAAAGCUUAUCUUGAGUAUGGAAAGAUUGAUGUGGCGGGUAAGUUGUUUGAUAGAGUUCUUCAGAAAGAUUGUGUUAUAUGGAAUGUAAUGCUUAAUGGGUAUGCAAAAUGUGGAGCUUCGGAUAGUGUUAUAAAAGGGUUUAGUUUAAUGAGGAUGGAUCAGAUUAGUCCUAAUGCUGUUACGUUUGAUUGUGUUUUAUCUGUGUGUGCAUCUAAGUUGUUGAUUGAUCUCGGAGUUCAGCUUCAUGGUCUAGUGGUUGUUUCUGGGUUGGAUUUUGAAGGCUCUAUCAAGAACUCACUUUUAUCUAUGUAUUCAAAAUGUGGUCGUUUUGAUGAUGCGAUUAAGUUGUUUCGGAUGAUGUCUCGUGCUGAUACUGUGACCUGGAAUUGCAUGAUAUCUGGAUAUGUUCAGAGUGGAUUAAUGGAAGAAAGCUUAAUCUUUUUCUAUGAGAUGAUAUCUUCAGGUGUCUUACCUGAUGCUAUCACAUUUUCUAGUUUGCUUCCAUCAGUUUCUAAGUUUGAAAACCUUGAGUAUUGUAGGCAAAUUCAUUGCUAUAUUAUGAGACAUAGCAUAUCGCUGGAUAUCUUCUUAACGAGUGCUCUUAUUGAUGCCUAUUUUAAGUGCAGGGGUGUUUCUAUGGCACAAAAGAUUUUCAGUCAGUGUAACUCAGUUGAUGUUGUAGUGUUCACGGCGAUGAUCUCUGGGUAUUUGCAUAACGGCUUAAAUAUCGAUGCUCUAGAGAUGUUUAGGUGGCUUGUUAAGGUAAAAAUAAGUCCAAAUGAGAUAACUCUGGUGUCUAUUUUACCGGUAAUUGGAGGUUUGUUGGCAUUGAAACUCGGGAGGGAACUUCAUGGUUUCAUCAUCAAGAAAGGUUUCGAUAACAGGUGCAAUAUUGGAUGUGCUGUUAUCGACAUGUAUGCUAAGUGUGGGAGAAUGAAUCUUGCUUAUGAAAUUUUUGGGAGACUCUCUAAGAGGGAUAUUGUUUCGUGGAAUUCAAUGAUCACACGUUGUGCCCAGAGCGAUAAUCCGAGUGCGGCUAUUGAUAUUUUCCGUCAAAUGGGAGUUUCAGGAAUCUGUUUUGAUUGUGUGAGUAUUUCAGCUGCUCUCUCUGCUUGUGCAAACUUACCUUCAGAAAGUUUUGGGAAAGCUAUUCACGGUUUCAUGAUAAAGCAUUCACUUGCUUUGGAUGUAUAUAGUGAAAGCACAUUGAUAGACAUGUAUGCUAAGUGUGGAAACCUGAAAGCUGCCAUGAAUGUGUUUGAUACGAUGAAAGAAAAGAACAUUGUUUCGUGGAAUAGUAUCAUUGCUGCAUAUGGAAACCAUGGGAAGCUAAAAGAUUCCCUCUGUUUAUUUCAUGAAAUGGUUGAAAAAAGCGGAAAUCGUCCUGAUCAAAUCACAUUUCUUGAGAUAAUAUCUUUGUGUUGUCAUGUUGGAGAUGUUGAUGAAGGAGUCCGCUUCUUCAGAUCCAUGACUCAGGAUUAUGGAAUCCAACCGCAGCAGGAGCAUUACGCGUGCGUUGUGGAUCUGUUUGGACGAGCUGGUCGGUUAAGCGAAGCGUAUGAAACUGUUAAGAGCAUGCCGUUUCCUCCAGAUGCAGGAGUUUGGGGAACAUUACUUGGAGCCUCUCGGCUUCACAAGAAUGUCGAACUUGCUAAAGUUGCUUCAAGCAGGUUAAUGGAUUUGGAUCCCUGGAAUUCGGGUUACUAUGUGUUGAUUUCGAAUGCGCAUGCUAAUACGGGGGAAUGGGAAAGUGUGACGAAAGUACGGAGUUUAAUGAAAGAGAGAGAAGUUCAGAAAAUUCCUGGUUAUAGUUGGAUCGAAAUCAAUAAAAUAACGCAUUUGUUUGUUUCUGGCGAUGUAAAUCAUCCCGAGUCUUCUCAUAUCUAUUCUUUGCUAAAUUCGCUUCUCGAAGAGCUGAGGCUAGAAGGAUAUAUCCCACAGCCUUAUCUUCCAUUGCACCCAGAGUCAUCAAGAAAAGUAAAUCCAGUUUCAAGAUUCAUUGAGAAAGGAAUGAGAGAUCCAGACAAAGUGUAGAAAACCAGUUGCAGAGAUGUAAUAAGCAACAGCAAAGAGUCCGUGAAUGAAACAGAGGAUCCCUCCUAUGGACAGAACCCGAUGGUGCGAUAUCCCGCAGUUUUUUCUUGAUCUUGAGUUUGCCAUCGUCCCUACGAUCAACAUCGAGAAUGCAAUCGCCAAUAUGAUCCUGAGAAACACACAAAAAAGGAUCUUGAAUCAAAUCUCUCUGCCAGUCCCCUUCUUCACCACAUUAGAUUUACACAUUUGUUCUGUUUAUGUGGUGUUUUGACUUACCAGGAGAAUAUCAGAGAAGCCACAGCGAGCUGUUUAUUGGCAGAGGAUUUUUCAAGGUCUUGUCUAGAGGCAACACAGAGACACCCACCGAGAAAAUUAGCUGUUACAUGGGCUAGCACCAAAAGGAUGCACGCAGCUAAACCGUACUUGAAGGCUGUGUAACUCGGGUCUCUACACUCGAAAAUCCACAUCUUCAAAUGCUUCACCUGCACCCCAAAACAAACAAAUUAGUGAAAUCUGCAACUCCUGUCGACUUGUGGGUGUGUGUAAUGUACCUUGUUCUGAGCUAUUUCGGCUUCAAUGCCGAGAAUUCCAGCUGAAACAUCCAUGGCUAGGAUCAAAAUGCAGAUGAAGAACCCUACAUUUCUUGCCAUUGUCGAUGAAACAAAUUAUUACCAGCAAACAAAGAAGCAGAAAGUAUUGUUGUUGAAGUACUAACUUGUUCUUGUAAUUUAUAGACAAUUAGAGUUUUAAGCUUUAAGAAACUCUCUUCGUUGGAUAGAAUAAGAAUAAAGUUGAACAUAAGUUUCCUUUUC